Molecule: messenger RNA, 1836 nt
Organism: Drosophila novamexicana
Lineage: Eukaryota; Metazoa; Arthropoda; Insecta; Diptera; Drosophilidae
Product: aminoacylase-1-like
Exons: 4
Coding region: 1-1200 (399 amino acids)
Biological process (GO): amino acid metabolic process
Cellular component (GO): cytoplasm
Molecular function (GO): aminoacylase activity
Source: RefSeq, a predicted model, not a curated record
AUGAAUAAGUCUCAGUGGGAAAACAAUGAAGAAAUUAAAAUAUUCCGUGAAUACUUACGCAUUCCAUCGGUACACCCAAAUGUAGAUUACACUGCUUGUGUGGAAUUCUUGAAACGUCAGGCAGCUGAUCUGGGGCUACCAGUAGUUGUUGUCUAUGCCGGAUUGAAUCCUGUCGUUGUUAUAAAGUGGUUAGGCAAACAGCCUGAGCUUCCUUCCAUUGUAUUGAAUUCACACAUGGACGUUGUUCCGGUAUUCCCGGACAAGUGGACACACGAACCUUUCAAUGCCGAUCUGGAUGAUGAAGGCCGCAUUUUUGGUCGAGGCUCUCAGGACAUGAAGAGUGUUGCAACCCAAUACCUGGGGGCUAUUCGCUCUCUAAAAGCUAACGGCCACCAGCCAAAGAGAACAGUAAUUCUCACCUUUGUGCCGGAUGAGGAGGGUGGCGUUACACCGGGAAUGGCCAAUCUAAUUAAGAGUGAUUACUUCAGGAAACUAAACGUGGGAUUCAGCUUAGACGAGGGCAUUUCCAGUGAAGAUGAAACCUACGCCGUGUUCUAUGCCGAGCGGACUGUAUGGCAUUUAAGGCUUAAGAUCAGUGGAACUGCUGGACACGGUUCUCUACUCCUACCCAACACCGCUGGCCAGAAGCUCAACUAUGUUUUGAAUAAAUUGAUGGAAUUCCGUGAGUCACAGGUGAAACGACUCGAAGAAGACUUGAAUAUGGACAUUGGAGAUGUUACUACCGUUAACCUAACCCAACUGCACGGAGGUGUCCAAAGCAAUGUGGUGCCUCCUUUAUUGGAAGCAGUCUUUGAUAUUCGAGUUGCCAUAACAGAGGAUUUGGAUGCGCUCGAGAAGCGAAUUCGCGAUUGGUGCGCCGAAGCAGGAGAUGGCAUUGAGUUAGUGUUCGAGUGGAAGGAACCGUAUGUAGCUCCAACCAGAAUCAAUGCAUCAAAUCCAUAUUGGUUGGCCUUUAAGAAAGCUAUGGACGAACUCGGUGUGUCAACCCGUCAACGCGUUUUCCCAGGUGCCACGGACAGCCGAUUCCUGCGAUCGUUUGGCAUUCCGGCCUUGGGCUUUUCGCCUAUUAACAAUACGCCCAUCUUGCUGCACGAUCACAAUGAAUAUUUGCGUGCAGAUACUUAUCUGCGUGGAAUUGAAAUCUACAAGAAAGUUAUUGCAGCUGUAGCAGAUGUAUAACAAGUGGGCCCCCAUUCGACUUAAUUAAUUUUGAUUUAUAUACAUUAUAUUUGAUUGAUCCCCACUUCAGUAAUUAACGUAGUUGAAGCAGUGUCUGCGCACAGUUUGAAAUGAUGUAUUGAUUAAACGUUUGAUAAUGGCUUAAUUAGCAAGCACAUUAAAUACACUGAUAAGAAGCAUAUCAGACAAAUUUACGAUUACAAAGACGGGUAGCUAGAAAAGUGAUAAAAAAAAAACAUACAGUUACACAUAUAUAGUUAUAUGAACUUUGCUAUCGAUGUUGGCGUCGGGGCUUACACCAAGCCCCCAGGCGUAGACAUGCGCUGAUAAUGGGCAGAAGGUGAUAUUUGCUGAAGCAUUCGAAACAUUCGAUAAAAUGACUAAACCAACGUUCUUUAGAACUCAAAAUGAGCAAUUUUGGUGACCCACAAGUAUUUAUAUGAACACGAAUAAUUUAACUGAUUUAAGAUUAGCAGAAGUGUCGGCUCUUGUACCUUGCCGAAGUUCUUUGUUUUUUUUUUUUUUUAUUGAAUAUCACAAGCCGAGUCUUCGAAUUUGAGUACUUUUGUUCUACCUUUGCUCUGACAAACAUUUACAAAGGAAAUUCAUAACUGGUUGCAAGACUAGCCCUAAAAG